Messenger RNA from Osmia bicornis bicornis, 1494 nucleotides. RefSeq names its product sentrin-specific protease 8-like. Gene Ontology annotation, molecular function: cysteine-type peptidase activity; deNEDDylase activity. The coding region runs from base 446 to 1120 and encodes 224 amino acids. The record is from RefSeq and is a predicted model, not a curated record. Gene Ontology annotation, biological process: proteolysis. The transcript is spliced from 3 exons. NCBI's taxonomy places the organism in Eukaryota, Metazoa, Arthropoda, Insecta, Hymenoptera, Megachilidae.
GUGAGAACAACAAAACGGAUGACAUUCAAACGGACUUGGAUAUUUUAGGAAUAUAUGUUGUUACUGUUUUAAUACGAUGGAGAAAUAUUCAUCAUUCUUUGCGACUGUGUCACCAGCCUGGACAUAUCCUAUAUCUAUAACCUUAAUUUGAUAAUGUAAAUAACCUCAAAAAAUUGCCACAUAUGACAUAUAAUUUCCUAUUUAAAUUACGUAUAAAUUUGGAUUUAUAAUUAUUAGAAAGUGAAUGAGAAAUGUUUUGAGUUCUAUUAAAGAAAUAAUUAAUAAUAACAGAAAAAAAUUAUUAAUGAUGAUAUUAUGAAUGUUUACAAAUAAAAGGGUCAAAUUAUUCAUAUGAGUACUAAAAUACUUAUUUAAGAAUAUACUGAAUAAUUUUUAAAGAUUGUUUAAAAUGUUCCAGGAAAUCUAGUUGUAUACAUAUAAUAAAAUGGCAAAAAGUCAUUCAGAUGAAAUUGUUCUCAGCUAUUAUGACUGUCUACUCAGAGCUAGUGAUGUUGCAUUACUUCAAGGAACACAUUGGCUGAACGAUGUUAUAAUAGGAUUCUACUUUGAAUAUCUAGACCAAAGAUACAAUGGAACUGGCGAAAAAGAAUUCUAUUUCAUAAGCCCAGAAUUAACACAGUUACUAAAAAUGACAGAUCCAUCUCAAUAUUCCAUAUUCUUGGAUCCUGUUAAUGUUUCAAACUCCAAAUGUAUAAUUUUUCCUUUGAAUAAUUGUGACAAAAAAGAUGCUGCAGGAGGAUCACACUGGAGCUUAUUAGUAUAUUCCAAACAGGAGAAAACAUGUUAUCAUUUUGAUUCAUCAAAAGGUUUCAAUAGUAGCAUUGCUUCAAAAUUUGCAAAAAAUAUAAUGAGUUGCAUUCUUAAUGAAAAUAAUCUUAAUGGAAAAUUUGUGGAAGCUGAUUGUCCUCAGCAGGACAAUGGAUAUGACUGUGGAAUUUAUGUACUGUGUUUAACAGAUGUAAUUGUACAAUAUGUUCUGAAAACUGGGAGAGUAGGGGGAUGUGACUGCAGUGAAGUUAAAAGAUUGUCACAGUUAAAACGUACGCAAUUGUUGAAUUUAAUUAAUGAAUUAAAGCGUAAAUUAAUUACUUGUACAUAAAUAAAAAGUGAUGCGAAAAUAUUGUUCAAGGAUUAAUUGAUAAAUAUCAAAGCGUUAGUAUGAAACAGCGUUAUCUCUUGUACAAAAUAAACAUAUAGAUAGAGUUAAGCAUAGAAUGUACAUAGCCGAGAAAAUAUUUGGUCCGGAUGCAGUUAUCAAAGUUAAUGUAGCAUUUAUAACGGUGGAUAAUCUAAAACUAUGAAACUCGAAGUAACGUUAGUUUAAAGCACUAUCGUGGUACAAGUUAGUGUGUUUUCAAGGUGCAGUAUAAACCUUGAAUAGUAACCGUGAACACGUCAGUUUACCUGUGUAAAAUUUUAAAAACAUUUAUAACAAAGAUCAUCAAUUAAAUAAAGAAUAUUCAAAUCCUACCA